Messenger RNA from Trichophyton rubrum CBS 118892, 921 nucleotides. RefSeq lists its product as uncharacterized. The coding region runs from base 1 to 921 and encodes 306 amino acids. The transcript is spliced from 3 exons. The record is from RefSeq and is a predicted model, not a curated record. Lineage: Eukaryota; Fungi; Ascomycota; Eurotiomycetes; Onygenales; Arthrodermataceae.
AUGCUGAGCCUACCAGAUUUUACCAACUCGCGGACAAAGAGCAUCAUACAUGGAUUCCAGGCAUUCAUAAUAUUCCUAGCAUGGGCGAUGACAAUUGCAGUGUUCACUCAGGCAGGCAAGACCGAUGGCAGGACAGUGUACUACUUCAUCCUGUGCUGGGUCAGCAUCCCCGGGCUCAUAUACCUGACGGCAGUGCCCAUGUGGCCGCGUCUUAGGAAAUUCGGAAACGUCUUUGCCUUUGCGUUCGUCGACGGCCUCUUCACUUUGCUCUGGUUUGCGGCCUGGAUAGCUACGGCAACAUAUGUCGGGACGGGUGUAGCUCAGGGUGAGAAAGACAAAGACAACGAUAAGAACAAGGACGACAAGGACAAGGGCAAGAAGUCCGGAUGUGAUGUCUUCGCCUUUGGAAGUCCGACCAAGUGCAGACUAAGCACUGGAACAACUAUCCUGGCUGUGUUUGUCUUUAUAAUCUUCAUUGGCACCACCCUGAUCUCCCUACGAAGCGUGAUGGAAUACCGCCGGACAGGAACGAUGCCCUAUGACGGCUCGGACCCUACCUUUGCAGCCCACGCUCAAGCAGCGUUCUCCUCAAACGCAGCACCACACGACUUCGACGACGACGACGACAGAGACGCCGAAUCCCGAACGGGCCGGUACCACGGCGGACCUCCAUCCCGCCAAAAUGACGAGGACGCCUACGCUCUCCUGCAUAACAGCGAGGUAGACGAUUUGGGUCCCCACGGCAGCCAUCGUCCUCCGCCCUCUUACGAUCCCACUGCUUCCAAUGUUAGCAGCCUACCACCUAGAUUAAGUCCUAUCCCACCAGCAGGCAGUUCGUUGAGUGAUUAUGACACCAGCUACGGAGGAGCAUACGGUGGGCACCGAUCAGAAGUAUCCGGCGACUACUCCUAUAACCGAUAA